This is a messenger RNA of Bactrocera latifrons, 1098 nucleotides long. RefSeq lists its product as uncharacterized. NCBI's taxonomy places the organism in Eukaryota, Metazoa, Arthropoda, Insecta, Diptera, Tephritidae. Bases 1 to 1098 code for a protein of 365 amino acids. The transcript has 3 exons. The record is from RefSeq and is a predicted model, not a curated record.
AUGGAAGAGAUACGUCAGGCAGCACACAACGGUUCAAUCGAUGUGGGCGCGAGCUUAUCAACACCGCAAAAGGAAUCAAACUUGAAUUUGCGACGUAAAACUUUAUAUUGGAAUCGUGCUUCGUUAGUGUUAUUUUUAAUACCAUGGAAUCUGGACUUACUGCGUGGACUACUAAAUCAAUCUACGGCCAUACGCUUGAAUUCCGCUACUCGACGCAUAAUUUUCAUGCUAGUUUUUGCGCAAGGUGGUGCUUUGAAUAUUCUUUUCUCUAUAACAAUGGCGAACUGGUUAACUAUGCCGCCACACAAAACGCCAAUUGAAAGUUUUGACGAUGUUGCUGAGCGCAAUCUACAAAUACAAGUUCCAGAGCCUGAUAUCGCUGAGAUUAAAUUCUAUUGUGGUGAAAUCUUUUGGAAUCAACAUAAACGACUGUUCCAUAUAGUGAAAUCAGUUGAUGAGUUCCAGGAAAAUAUACGCAAGAUGGACAAACGUUACGGUUAUUUGAUAAACACUUUGAAUUGGCCGAUAAUCGAGCAACGUCAAAAAUAUUUUAAGCAUCCCUUAUUUCGUCUAUCGGAAAGUCUUUAUUACACCAAGGGUUCCUUACUCAGCCUGCCCAUAAGUGAAAACUCCAUGUACAAGGAUCUGUUAAGUCUUUUCAGCUUGCGUUCACGUGAAGCGGGUUUGUUGGAUUAUUGGUAUAAAAGAACUUUCUACACGAUGGUCUCCAUUGGACGUUUCAAUCUUACAGAUCUCAGUAAGAAUUAUAAACAUGAAGUGCUGACUUUGAAGGAGUUCGAAUGGGUUUGGAUCACCUAUAUAUUUGUGACAUUGUUGCAAGAACACACGGCACUGCCACAACUGAAGCACGCACGCUGCAGCAUUGCAACAAAUAUUUCCUAUGUCCGCAUUGAAAUCUGUCAACGGCUUCCAGUAGCCACCGUCAGUGUGAAGGCGAAUGUGUACGUGCGGAUCGGCGAUCGACAGUCGGCAGUCGAUAACCCCCGCUGUGGCGUGCCGAACUCGGAACCUGCAAAAGCAGGUUACCUACCAAUUGGCCGUAGCAACAGUGGCGGUGGUGGUGGUGGUGAUUUAUGA